Messenger RNA from Helianthus annuus (common sunflower), 4086 nucleotides. RefSeq lists its product as uncharacterized. The transcript has 2 exons. Bases 2609 to 3697 code for a protein of 362 amino acids. Lineage: Eukaryota; Viridiplantae; Streptophyta; Magnoliopsida; Asterales; Asteraceae. The record is from RefSeq and is a predicted model, not a curated record.
UAGCCUAAUAUGGCGUUGUAUAACCUCCCACUAUGCAUUGCCUGUCCCUAGUUUUUUAGAUAAUCUAAUAUACAUGCUGAUUUUAUGAGUUAAGUUAGAACCUGUAAAACUUCCAUAAAUUGUAAGACCAGACUGUACUCUGAGCUCAUAAUGUUUUUUUUUUUUUUUUUUUUUUUGAACGGCUAAUUUCUUUAAUCCCCUGUCGUCUAUGGGACUUGAACCCAAGACCUUCCCCUUCCCAACCUAGGUGUUUUAAAGGCUUUACCUUUGCUAAUAGACCACUACCCCAUUGGUAAUUAAUCUGAGCUCAUAAUGUACGAUGGUUUUUGUGUUGUAUUAAAAAGUUUAUUUAUUAAUGCAAUAAUGUAGGUGGCCCAGAUCAUUAAAUAAUGCCAUGUACUACUUUCCUCAUCAUUUCGUCUUCUCAGAAAGUAUAACUUAAUUUUUUAUUUUUUUUAGAACAACCAAGAGAACAAUAUUAUCACAAGAGCCAAAACCUCUAGCAAGUUGCUAGAGGAAAAUUACAACAGGCCCACUUUUACAUCUCAAACAAAUUUGCAUUAAAAGCUAACCAAUAUUCUAAAGAUACAUUCUUUAUUUUGGCUCUGCAACUAAUCUACAGUAGUGUGUGUAGUCUCUUUUAUUUCCUCCGCCAUCUUUGCAUUUGGCAUAUUUGUUACCCUGAAUACCUUGUUGUUUCUGCAGUUCCAGAUUUUCCAAAGCCCCAUCAUAACCACACAAAGUAUAGCUUUCCUUUGUUUCUUUUGACACCUUCUGCUCCUAUACUUCUUUCAGCAGGUCUUCUACUGUCGAACAAGUCGACAAAGAUGGGACUUUAAGCCAGCAGCCUAACAUCCACCAUAAGGACCCGCCAUUAGACAACUGACCAAUGCAUGAUCAACCGUCUCUUCUAGAUAUCCACAUUGUGGGCAUAAGGUACUAGAUACCUGAACACCCCUUUUUGCUAGCUCGACGACCGUUGGGAUUUUUCUAUUCGAAGCCCUCCAUACGGAGAUGUUAAUUUUUGGGGUUGCCCAGUUACACCAGCGUAAUUUCUCUCCAUUAACUACUUCGUUGUUUGCACUUCUUAACUCUUCCCUCACCCUUUUGACUGUAAAUACCGUAUCCUUCUCAGACUUCCAACCCCAACAGUCCCCUUGUGGCUUGAUUUUGAACUGUUUUAGGCUAUCCAAAACUUGUAUUAAAUUCACCCCAGCUUCCAAAGUUUGUGGUUUCGUUAUCCAUUCCUAAUCCCAAACCAAUGAAUCUCCAAAUCUUUUAUAGUUAUCUUCAACUUUUGCACCUUUAUGUUUUGCCAUAUUGUAGAGAUCCGGGUACCUUUUACAUAAUGGUUCAUUACAGAGCCAACGAUCCUCCCAAAAUCUGGUUAUGCUUCCACACCCAACAUCGCUCAACAACUUGCCCUCAGCUUCAAUAUUAAUUUUUGCAAACUCUUUCCAUAUUGACACUACAUUUUUCCACACACCAGUGAUUGAUUUGUGAUUUGUUAACUGGAACAAGUUCACAUUUCCAGCCUUUACCAUGAAUAGCUAAAACUUCCCGGGCCCAUAGUUGUUCCGGUUCACUUCGCAACCUCCACCACCACUAUAAUAAAAGUGCCAAGUUUGCAUCUUUUAAUCCGCCGACCCAUUUAAUUUUCUUCGUAUUACCCGUGCCUCCCCAUAAAAAGUUCCUCCGGAUUCCUUCUAGCGUCUUGAAAACCUUAACCGGUACUUUAUAUAAUCACAUAAAAUAUGUGGGAAGACUGCCGAGCACUGCCUUCACCAAAGUUACUCUUCCAGCGAAUGACACACUUAGCCUUCCAUCUAGAUAGUCUUGAGUUGAACCGGUAGAUUACUGCUUUCCAAUUCUCAAUCCUAUUUAGAUUUGCACCCACCAACAAUCCCAUAUAGGGAAUGGAAACAUUCCAGCCUUGCAACCGAGUGAUUUGGCUGCCUCCUCCACUUCAUGAUUCAAAAUGCCGAUCCCGAAUACCUUGCUCUUGGAAAGGCUCACUUUAAGACCUGAAAGAAGAUGAAAACAAUGAAUAAUACGAUUAAGGUUUCGGAUAUUGUGCAGAUUUCCUUCACCAACAAAUACUACGUCAUCAGCUUAGAAUAAAUGUGAUACUACUAGUCCGUCACCGGGAAGCUUCACUCCUUGAAAAAUUCCAGUCGCCAAAGCCUUAUCCAUCAUAUUAUGUAGUGCUUCAAUCGCGAUUACGAAAAGGAAACGGGACAAAGGGUCCCCUUGCCUGAGACCACACUGUACCUGGAAUUCUAUGGUUGGAGAACCAUUUAUUAGCGGAACAUAUAAUAACAUAAUAUAUCUAGAAUAUAUUUGUAUUAUUGUUUUUUAUCUUGUAUAUAUCUCCAUUAGUUUAGGAGAUCUUGUUUCCAUCUUUAUCCUUUUGUAACUUGUAUUUAUAUACCUUUUCAUUAUCAAUAAUAAACAUCGAAUCAUUCAGAAUUACAUGGUAUCAGAGCGCAUCCGCUCUGUACCCUAGCCAGUCGACAACUUCCUACGGGUUUCGAUCCCAUCUCUUGGGUUUCGAUCCAUCUUGUUUGCCGGCCGUUUUCCUUCGAUCCUGACCUGUCAAAAUCUCAGCAUGGGUGAUAAAACUACUGAUUCAUCCACGAAAUCGCAAGCACAGCCUCUUCACCCCGUCUACACGGUCACAGAUAUUCAGAAGAAGGUCCGAGUCUUUGAUGGAUCUAAGGUCACGUAUUCUGCAUGGGUGAAGCUAUUUCAACUUCAUGCACGCGGGUACGAGGUUUUGGAUCACAUCACUGAGAAGCCUCCUCCUAAAGAAGACCCCACGUAUGACCAAUGGAUGAAGAUUGAUGCUAUCGUUCUUCAGUGGAUUUAUGGUACCUUGUCUAAAGACUAUCUCCUGCGUGUUCUUGAAGCCGAGUCAACUGCCCUAGAAGCUUGGGAUCGUGUCAAAGCCAUAUUUCUCAACAACAAAGGCCCAAGAUGUGCUGCCCUUCAACAAAAAUUUAUUAAUCUCAAGCUCAGUGCCAUGCCCUCUUUGGAAGCCUAUUGUCAGACACUCCGGGAUCUUGCAGCACAGUUAACUGACGUAGGUAAUCCCAUCAACGAACAGACUCUAGUUUUGCAACUUGUGCGUGGGUUACCUAUGGAAUUCGAUACUAUCGGUUCCAUUAUUAACCAAUCUUUACCCACUUGGGAGGAAGCCUGCAACAUGCUCCAUUCAGAACUCGAACGACACGCUGCUCGUGAAGUUACCCAAUUGACACCAUCUGAGGCGUUGGCUGCUGUAACUUCUUCAAUGCCGCCUCCACGCCGGGACAAUAACGCUCGCCGCGAUGGUCCAAAUCGAUCCUCGGGAAACAGAAGGAAUGGUGCUGGUCGUGGCGACCCAACCCAACACUCAUCUGGGCAUGGGCAGAAUCAUUACCAGGCCCAACAGCAGCCCACUGCGGCUUCAUCGCAGCCCAAUCGCGGACAGAAAAGGGGCACUAAUCAGCGUGGUAACUGGGCUCAGUCCCAGCAGCCAACUUACUCGGCCCAAACAGCUUACUCAGCCCAGAAUCAGUACCCGAUGCCUCCCUAUUGGGCCAGCCCAUACUGGGCACCACCUCCGCCAUGCCAGUAUCCCACCCAACCUGGGUGGGUUGCACCUUGGCAGCCGACACCUAGGCCCAAUCACCAACAAGCCCAACCUUUUGCAUAGGCUCACCUCACGGAUGUUAAUCCGCUUAAACCCAGUGAACUUGCUGAAGCACAAGAGUGGGUUAUGGACACUGGCGCCUCAAACCAUCUCACUUCGGACGCAGGAUUAUCCGAGUGGGGUGAUUUUGAGUCGACAUAAUAGCUCCAGCAACCUAUACCCGCUCACUGCUACCACAACAACACCUGAUGCAUCUGCUUUUGUUUCCACCACUGCUCCUGAUUUUUGGCACAAUCGUCUAUGACAUCCAGGACAUCAUGUUCUAGAUUUUUUAAGUUCUAAUAAAUUUAUUCCUUGUCAUAAACUUAGUCGGUCGUCUUUUUGUAAUUCGUGCCAAAUUGCUAAGCAUAAACGGUUACAUUUUCAUUUAUCUACAUGUUGCACUUUAUGUC